UCUUUCGCGUGCAGCCGGGGCAAUCGCGUAGCUACUCUCGCUUGGCCACGACCGCGACCACGACCCUCGACUUUCCUCAUAAGCUGGCAUUAUCUCCGGGCCUUGUUGACUAUUCCUUACUGCACUCCAUAUAGAGAGAUCCAUCCAAACCUUGAAUUACAACCUGAGCCACACACAGCACACAACACAAAGUCAACAAACACAUUUCCCACGAAAGUACGAAUUCUACAUUUACUCGUCCUUCCAACCCACCUACCCACCUUCAGGUACACACAUCACCUUCCUGCGCCUCCAUCUCAUCUGGCUGCAAGAAACACUCAUCGCUUUUUGUUAGUACCACCAGGUCCUGUGCACCGCUCAAAUAUACGCGCACCGCCAUCGCAUCAGUCCAAUAUCAGGACAACUCACCAUUCACCACCACCACCUAGACAUUACUAGAGCUUGUGCUUUAGCUGUAUAUCUUGGGGUCUCCCCUCUCUUUGCCUCUCUCUUACUCUUAUUCUCACUUGCAUACAAACAUCCACAAAGAGAAUUUGAAAAAGAGUUGAAACACCCUUGUGUGUAGAAACCAUUCGAGUCGCGACCAAGCAGGCCCUCCGUCAUCCAUCACGACAAAGACACACCCCUAACACCUGACGCGCGCGACUUUCCUUUAGCGAGAGUCAAGAAGCUACUCCCUGUCUGUCGUUUGCGCGUGCUGCAACUGCACACUCCAAGGACCGACGUGCGCUACUGUGGUGACCAGACCCAGACCAGACCAGACCAGACCAGGGCCACCGCGAGCGAGCCGCGACUUGAAAAUUUCGCAAAACACAUCACACAUCGUCCUGCAUCUCAUCUUCUCACAUAAACAAUCUUGUUCCCCCCGAGUUCCAGUCUCUUAACCUCCACUACCUCUUCCGCCGCGAUACCCUCAGCUCCCUGUCACCCUACAAAGUUCUGCAUCUGCCGAUUGGCACUGGGAACGCGACUAAUCCUCCUUGCUCUUCAUUAGAGCCCAACCCGUGUUUUGGCGUCGAACCUGAGCAAACGUUUUGCCCGCGUUCAAGUCGCCCGUCAUCAUCAUUCCCAAGACUUCUGCAUCUCAGAUACACAACUUCACAUUAUCAAUCGACAAAAUGCCACCAGGUACCCGUCCGACGCGUGCACGCAUCGUGUCAAACGAGAACGAUGAGAACAGUGGAUCAAUGCGCAUGACGCGUGCCAAGGCGGCCGCGUUGAACGUUGAUGAGCUUGCUGCUCCUGGAAAGGCCGCCCUCGCCACGAAAAAGCCUGCCGUCAACGCGAACCCAGCAGGGCAGCGAAAGCGCGCCGCCCUCGGCGAUGUCAGCAACGUCAACAAGACAGAGACCGCUGUCCCAGGAAAGAAGCCUGCGAGCAAAAGCGGCCUUGUCUCAAAGGCUGCGCAACCCACCGGUAUCACGAAGAAAUCUAGCACCGCUACAACCAGAAACGCUGUGCCCAAAGAGAAGAAGGCACCUGGCUCCGGAUCCGGCGCGAUUCCCAAGAGGAAGCCCAACAACGUCUCAUCGAACGCGGACGCUGCGAAGGACGAUAACCUCCUCGCCGAGGGCGAGCCCCUGCGCAAGAAGCAUUAUGCCACUCAGCCCACUGAGAAGCGUCGAGCCAAACCUGAACCCGAGCUUCCUCCCUCAACGGCCCCCGUUGAGUCUGUGCCUGCCGGCAGCCACAAGCCGUUUACCUACCCGUCUGGUGUUAGGAAUCUGGAUGAGGAGGACCUGGAUGAUCCGUUGAUGGUAGCCGAGUAUGCUAACGAGAUCUUCGAAUACCUUCGCGAUCUGGAGUGCAACUCUAUCCCCAACCCCAACUACAUGGAGCACCAAGACGACUUGGAAUGGAAGACGCGUGGAAUAUUGGUCGACUGGCUGAUUGAAGUGCACACGCGCUUCCACCUCCUCCCCGAGACUCUCUUCUUGGCCAUCAACAUCAUUGAUCGCUUCCUCUCCGAGAAAGUUGUCCAGCUCGACCGCCUGCAGCUUGUCGGAAUCACGGCCAUGUUCAUUGCAUCUAAGUACGAAGAGGUUUUAUCGCCUCACGUCGCCAACUUUCGCCACGUUGCAGACGACGGGUUCAGUGAAGCUGAGAUCCUUAGCGCGGAGCGCUUCGUCCUCGGAACUCUCAACUACGACCUGAGCUACCCCAAUCCUAUGAACUUCCUUCGACGCAUCAGCAAAGCAGACAACUACGACAUUCAGUGCCGCACCAUUGGCAAGUACCUUAUGGAGAUCAGCCUCCUUGACCAUCGAUUCAUGGCCUAUCGCCCCAGCCAUGUUGCAGCUGGCGCUAUGUACCUGGCUCGGCUUAUCCUCGACCGAGGUGACUGGGACGCUACCAUCGCAUUUUACGCUGGCUAUACGGAGGACGAGAUUGAGCCUGUCAUUCGUCUCAUGGUCGACUAUCUUGCGCGCCCCGUCGUCCACGAGGCCUUCUUCAAGAAGUACGCCAGCAAGAAAUUUCUCAAGGCAUCCAUCCUGACGCGCCAGUGGGCCAAGAAGAGUGCCGAGCACUUUGGUGUUGUUGACGUUCAUCUCUCUUUGGAUCAGAUCUCGACCCGGGAGGAGGACAACUACCCCGAGGAGGAUGAAGAACAAGACGACUACUAGCGACAUCGCACGCAUUCUGUUUGUCUUGGAACGUACUCUGGACUUUCAGGAUAUCCUGGACCAGAGUGGUUGGAUGAGCAUCAGCGUUUACGGCCACUGUUACGAAUGCAUAGAUCGACGACCCGCACGUUCAUGGUGCAGCAUCAUCCCAUCGUUGCGCUUCAUUUGGUCUCUAGAAAAACGACCCAUGGGUUAGUGUAGGGAGGGAAGGAUGGUUCGCCCUAUUGCUUUUUCUGUCUGGAUUACGUGGUUCAGACUCUCAGCUGUCGGUUUUCAAGCAGCUGUUUUGCGCUGCUUAUUUUUGUCGGUUACACAUCUUUCCAGUGCAUUGGGACUUCGUUUCUCUAGUCUCACGAAUGGCGCAUGGAGUCAGAGGUCAAGGAUAUCACGAAAGCGGACGGUCUGGCUGGAGUUCGUUGACUCUGUCUUUUACUAGUCUGGCAAGACACGAGGCCCAUUGGUCUGCGUAUUCCAGGCCAGGUUCGUCGUCUAAUCAGUCCUCCAGUCCGGGGGGUAUUUGACUGAGGGAUAUUGGAGGAUCGGUCCUCGAGAGGAAAGGCAAUACACACACUCUCACACUUGGAGGGGGUUGGGGGUUGUAGGCGACAACAAUCGUGCAAAAAGUUGUACAUAUAUCUGUUCGGAGAAUUGGGUUCAGGGGGGUAAAUAUAUUGCAUUGCGUCUUUCUGUUCGAUCAUGAAGGGUUCAGUCACAUCCGGUCUGAAUGAACAAGGCCAAAUUGCGCAGAGGAUCUAGUGACUCUAA
Messenger RNA from Colletotrichum destructivum, 3389 nucleotides. Its product is annotated as Putative cyclin domain-containing protein. Gene Ontology annotation, biological process: regulation of cyclin-dependent protein serine/threonine kinase activity; mitotic cell cycle phase transition. Lineage: Eukaryota; Fungi; Ascomycota; Sordariomycetes; Glomerellales; Glomerellaceae. Gene Ontology annotation, molecular function: cyclin-dependent protein serine/threonine kinase regulator activity. The transcript has 6 exons. Gene Ontology annotation, cellular component: cyclin-dependent protein kinase holoenzyme complex; spindle pole body; cytoplasm. The record is from RefSeq and is a predicted model, not a curated record. Bases 1119 to 2624 code for a protein of 501 amino acids.